This is a messenger RNA of Striga hermonthica, 687 nucleotides long. Lineage: Eukaryota; Viridiplantae; Streptophyta; Magnoliopsida; Lamiales; Orobanchaceae. The record is from the annotation of a GenBank genome assembly.
AUGGGAAGAUCAAGCGAUUUCAGAUUUUGGGACGAAAAAUUAUUGAACGACCAUCACGGUUACACAGAUCCAGACAGUGAUGGACUAAAAUGUGAUGUUCCAAAACUUCUCCAAGACCAACUUGAAGCUUUCUCUCCUCCAUUUUGGCCACGAACAAAACCGAGCGACUUGAGGCAAGAAAAUUUCGCUAUGCCGCCAAACGGUAGAAAGGAGAUGAUGGAAAUGGUCAAGGACAUGCCAGAAUCUUCAUAUGAACUCUCACUGAAAGAUAUAGUUGAUGGUCAACAAACCAUGGACAAGUUACAAGUGAAGGAAGUGGUGGCACAAACAAAGAAAACGAAGCAUAAGAUGGAAAGAAAAAUUCCGCAGAGUAACAAUUGUCAAAUAAGCAGGAGUGAGAGCAUGGAGGGUGAGGUCUACUUACUCAAGUUGUUUUUACCACUAUCUCUGAGUUUCAGUAAGAAGAGCAAGACAAGAAAAGACUCCAAAAUUUGUUCAGUCCAGAGCCAAACAUCCGAGGGAUCCAGGAGACGAGCAAAUAAAGACUGGUGGAAGAUCAUAGCUCUAGCUGUAAAGGAUAACCAAAUAGGUACAAAAAUUGACAAGAGAGCAGCAAGUGGGGAUGGUAGCAAUAUAACCAGGUACGCAUUCUCAGUCUUUACUAAUAGCAGUGUAACUGUAAAGUAA